AUCCACAAGCAUAAACGUUCACUUCAUCAGCUGUCAUCAUGAAACUUCAGAAAAAAUCAGUACACCACGCAGCACGCAUCAAAUUGGUCUCCGGAGUGUAUUGUUGCAAAUAGAAAAACGAUUUGAAAAUGCCGAGACCUUCGCGAAAGAAACAGAAAACGGCCCUUAUCAAGCGAUCGUGUACAAACCCCGUACUGGCCGAGCCAGAGAACCCACAGGAACAAACAAACACCGCAGAAAUGAAGUUAGUUCUGUUCGGCAAAAGCAUCACCAUGGACGAACAUAAUCAGCGUGCUUCGUACUAUGCCAAACUUCGAUAUUGGUUCCAGCAUGCAAUCCCUGAAAGUAGCGGAGAUAUACCCCGUAUGAAUUACAUUUCUUUCACUUCGGCGUGUGCUUCACCAUCGACAUCGCGCCAUACUCUGCAGGAAGCUGACGUUCCGCUAAAGGACGAUUCGUACACCUUCCAGAAAAUACCUCCACCGCUAGUUACAAACAUACCGCCGUACCCAAUUAUGGUGCCAUUGAAGAAAACCGGAUUACCAUUAUUACCUAAGGCUGUUACUGGUGAUAUAAAAAAGCUGCUGGAACAUAACAAGGCCCAUUGGAAGAUGGUGCGUAGGAAUUGGAUUCUUCAUCGACAGUUGUACCUGCAGCGGUACAAGCCGUGCUUUGAAUUUAUAAACUCAACAUACGCACCACCAAUGGAGGAGUAGGUUUGAGUAUUUUCGGUUUAAUUUUCAUUUUCAUAAAUUCUCAUACAUACUCAAUAAACCUAAUUCCCGGGAUUCUUAAUAGAAUUCA
Anopheles funestus (African malaria mosquito) is the source of this 804-nucleotide messenger RNA. RefSeq lists its product as uncharacterized. Bases 129 to 716 code for a protein of 195 amino acids. NCBI's taxonomy places the organism in Eukaryota, Metazoa, Arthropoda, Insecta, Diptera, Culicidae. Gene Ontology annotation, cellular component: transcription repressor complex. The record is from RefSeq and is a predicted model, not a curated record. The transcript has 2 exons.